CUUGCCUUGCUAGGUUGGGUGCAUCCAUGGUGGAGCACAGGAGCACUCUUUUCUUCUUCUUCUUCUUCUUCUUCUGCAGCUCUGGCACCAACGUCGCCAUGCACACGCCUUGGAAGGAUGCCAUUUUCUGUCGAGGUUGAGUAAGAAGCCCGCUGUCUCAACGCCGCCAUGAUCGCCACCGGCGGUCUGCUGCGCAUGAACCGGCGCCAGGAUUCCCUGCGCUCCAAGAACCGCGCUGAAAACAAGAAGAAGCGGAAAUCCAAGAAGAAGAAGAAGAAUGACGUGGUGGUGGUGAAGGGCAAGCUCAAGUUAUGCUCGCCGGCCGGUUUGGUGGCGGCCGCCGGUGUUGUGGUUCUCAUCGUGGGGAUUUCCAUGGCCAUACUGGGCUACUGGCCCAGCCAGAACCAGCAGCCGUACCAAGAUCGCCGCAGGACUGGAGUGUACAACAGGUUGAGUUUCUCCCAAAGUCAAAAUGUUUCCUCCAACGCCGGCCGAAACCCUUCCAACCAGACCAAGCUCUUGAACCACAGCCAUUCCAACAGCACCCCCUCCGCCCAGUGUGGCUUCCUCUGCGACUUCCUGGAUAACCACCUUUACUCGGACAACCUCAAAGUCUUUGGACCGCUGGUGAUGGGGAUCGGGAUUUUCCUUUUCAUCUGCGCCAACGCAGUCCUCCACGAGAACCGAGACAAGAAAACCAAAAUCAUUAACCUGAGGGAUAUCUACUCCACGGUUAUAGACCUGCACAGUGUUCGCUCCAAGGAGUACUCGCCGCUCAAUGGUUUGGUGAAUUAUACCCAGUCCAAGAGCGCAGAGGGUCCGUCGGUCUCCCACCCCCCGAGCGUGAUGCAUACUCGCAGCUCCUGGCCCUCCACUGGACUAAAUCUGCGCGGUGACCUUGGCGGGGAUGAGGUCUUCAGACGUCCGUCAUUGGCCAGCCGCACACAGAGCUGGUCCAAAGACGUCCAGACCUUCACGGACACGGUCUACAGCAUCUAUAAGGACUAUAGCAACAGCAGCGAGGAGGCUCCGCAGCCACGACAGUGGGAGACCACCUCCAUCGUCACCUCCUCCGUCAACGCCUUCACCCUCCCAGUCAUCAAACUGAACAACUGCGAGGUGGAGGCGUCUGCAAAUUUGGCGGAGGGACACUCUGAGGAAGGCGUGGUCAUCGAGGCGGGAAAUAUUAGUGAAGAAGCACAGGCCGGCGACGGCCAUAUUGACGAGACGGAGAAGGAGCACUCCGCGACGAGUCCGCCGUCACCUCGGCAGUCACACGAGGACAUACCCACAACUGACCACCAGGGUGCGAGACAGGACCCGCUACAGUGGACACAGCUAUUUCCUCCGUCCCCAGUUGCCAGGGCGAUGGGGUCGCGGCUAUCUCUCAACUCGCUCACGGAUCAGCCCCGCUCCGCCCGGCGCUGCAGCCUGUCGGCGGUCGUGUGUCGUCAAGGCGACAGGGGCAGGCGUUUCAGCUGCCCCCGCUUGGAGCGCUCCAACAGCAAGGGCUACAUCAAACUGAGUGACCUUGGGGGCGAGUCCUUUGAAGCCCCGGAUACUUCUUUAGCGAACACCGAGCAGGGCAUAGCAGCGGCUGACGAAGCUCAGGGAGAAGAGGGUCUGUCCACCCCCAGCGGCUCUGCGGAAUCGUGAACAUUUUUCAGAUGACUCCCUCACAACUCUCCCAUCGCUGACGUCUUGUCAUUGGGGACGCCGGGCUGAGCAUCACAGCCAUGAGCACUCAAGGGCACAACACAAAAACCACAGCUCCAAUAGUCAUACUGACUUUUCUAUUUUUUCAAUGUAGCAAGAGCAAUACUAAAGACUUUUCAAGAAUUUGUAAAAAAGUUUUGGCUCGCAGUAGAGGCAAGGAAAAAAACUGUAGCUUGUAGAACAAAGCAGAAAAGACCGGAAAAGUCGCCCUUGUAGCAUCAACUCUAACUUAAACUAAUCGUCUCCACUGCAUCGCUAUGUGAAGAACCACGCCAUGAGGUCAACCAAGAAUGAAUCUCAGGUUUGAUUUACGGAGCCCCGCGGGGACUUGGUAGGGGGACGUGGUCUUUCUUCCCUCACGUGCACAACUGUUUAUACAAAACGUCACGGUUGAAUAAAUAUGACCCCCCCAUACACAUGUUGGCCCUGAUACAAUGUACUGUAGGCGUCCUUUUUGUGCAGCGAAUGCGACGUAGCUUGUUUGCGCCCGAUCACGGGAAAAAAAUUAAAAGAUGACUAAAGAAGGUUGGAGUCUUUCAGUCUGCAAACU
Messenger RNA from Nerophis lumbriciformis (worm pipefish), 2266 nucleotides. Its product is annotated as transmembrane protein 200A-like. The record is from RefSeq and is a predicted model, not a curated record. NCBI's taxonomy places the organism in Eukaryota, Metazoa, Chordata, Actinopteri, Syngnathiformes, Syngnathidae.